Molecule: messenger RNA, 2187 nt
Organism: Drosophila novamexicana
Lineage: Eukaryota; Metazoa; Arthropoda; Insecta; Diptera; Drosophilidae
Gene: ebd1
Exons: 2
Coding region: 385-2064 (559 amino acids)
Molecular function (GO): DNA binding
Source: RefSeq, a predicted model, not a curated record
AACAAAAUAUUUAAAGUGAAUUGCAAAAAAAUGUAGCAAAAAGUGCACUAAAAGCGCAACAAGAGAGACAAAAGAAAGAAAAACAAAAAUCAAGAACGGUCGACGUUUAGUUGCUGUCAACGCGCAUAAUCGUAGCCAUCGCACACGUACACACUCACACACACACACAACACACUCACGCACAGGUGCUAUAUGUAUGUGUGCACAUAACAGGGUCGUGUGUAAGAGAGAGAGCUAGGGGAACAGGGCGCAGGGCACAGGGUGAGUUCGCGCAACAAACAAACAACAAUACAAAGAACAACAGCAAGCAAUAACAUUUCUCUGUUAUGCCUCAGGCGUAAUUUUAAUAAAUUUACUAGGAAUAAAUCAAUCGUGAAUAUAGCAAUGCGUGUGCGCGACAAACGCAAGCAGCAAAAGGAGCAAAAGGCUCCUAAAAGCAGCGAUAAACAAAAGCCAACGGAUGUCGAACCAAAGCCCGAAACAUCUAGCAAAUCAACAACAGCAGCAACAACUAAAACUACAACAACAACAAACACAACGGCAACAACAACAUCGCAGCAGCCGCCCACAUUACCUGCAACUGAGAAGGUUGCGUUCGACAAUCGCAUCAAGCGCAAAAAUGUGUUGGCCCUAAACGAAAAGGUGGCAGCUCUGCGCGAAUACGAUCGCCAGCCGGUGUACAAGCACGUGGGCCGCCUGUUUAACUGUAGUCCGGAUCAGAUAAAGCGCAUUGUACAGCAGAAGGAUGAGAUAUUGCGCGCCUGGGAGCAACGGACGAGGCGUAGCCAGGAUGCCAAGACGCAGGAGCUGAAGGUGGUGCGAGUGUCCAUGUUGGGCAAAGCCGUAUACGACUGGAUACGGCGCAUGAUGUACUACAAGGACUUCAUCAUAUCGGACGGACUGAUACAGAAAAUGGCGCUGCAGUUCAAGAGCUCGAUGGGAUUGACCAAUUUCUUUCCGCAUCAGGAGUGGUGCGACAAGUUCCGCACCACCUACAACAUUCAGCACAACGACACCAAGCUGCUGAAGAUUGGCUACACGCAAAGCUAUUCGGUGCAGAUCAAUGAUAUUGCCAAGGAUGUCAUGUCCCAGUGCACGCCAGCAGCAGUUGCAGCGGCUGCAGCUGACCCUGUGGAGGAUGACGACGAGGAGGACAUCAGUUUGGCCACCAUCAGCGGCAGCAGUCAUGUGGACGAAGAUGAUGCUGACGUCGAUAUCGAUGGACGCGGCGACAUCAGCGAUCCCGAGGUGGAUCAGCAUCUAGAUGUAAAACCCUCGCUCAGCGAGCUCAGUGCGCGCGUUCUGCAGCCCCUGCCGCAAUUGGUGCGGUUGCCACAGGUGCCGCCGGGCACCUCGCAAAAGGUGCUGCUGGCAACGCCCAUUCUGCCACCUGGUGCCACGGCUGGCGGUGCACAGACUAUGACAAUCAUACCGCUGGCCACGCUGGCGCAGAGCAUUACACAGCGACCGGCGGUGCAAGCGAAGGUAAUGCCACCGCCCAUGUUGGAUAUUAAACAGGAGAUCAAAACGGAGCCCAAAGACCGGGAAGAGCUGCAGCAGGAGGAGGAGCAGCAGAAGACGGAGGAAAGCGACAAGGAGAAGCUAGCCGAUGAGCAGACAGCGGUGGUGCGCAUCAAGGAGGAACUGGACAGCGAUGGCGAAUACCUCGGGGAUGAUGACGACGACAAUGGUGGCCGUUCCAGCGUUACCUCGUUGGCCGAAAUUCUGGCCGCCAAUGUGGACGAUGAGAAGCAGUACAUUGAGCAGACACGCGCCCUGCGCCAGCGAAAACGCAGUCGCAGUCCAGCCCAAGAUCUGGCCAUACCCAUGAUCACAUUGCCGCCCAUGCCCACGCUAACCAAGGCGCCAGCACAGACGCCGCCGCCAAAGCGUCCGCGGCAGCCCGACGACAACAACAAUGCGGGCAGCGGCCAAUCGAUUAUCGGCAGCGCCGAGGCGCGCAAGUACCUGAAGCUAUUGGAGGAGUUUGCCAUGUCGCAGAAAAACUCUCGACUGAUUGAAUUAAUAACGCGCGCCGACGAAGUCAUGCGGGAGCUGGAAUAAGUGUAUAAGUGUACGGAUAGCAUGUCUAGCUUGUAGCACAUCUCGAAGAUGCAAUUGGAUGCAAUCAUAGAAUACUUGUAUAUUUAUAAUUUGUACUUUUACCAAAUACAACAAACCAAAUGU